This is a messenger RNA of Ixodes scapularis (black-legged tick), 1404 nucleotides long. RefSeq lists its product as uncharacterized. Bases 9 to 1388 code for a protein of 459 amino acids. NCBI's taxonomy places the organism in Eukaryota, Metazoa, Arthropoda, Arachnida, Ixodida, Ixodidae. The transcript has a single exon. The record is from RefSeq and is a predicted model, not a curated record.
AGAGCGCCAUGGGCCACAACUGGCUCGACGUGGCCAACGGUCUCAGCCUCGUGCACAGGAUCACGCAGCCACACACCGUCAACGAAAACAUUGUCGGGGCCAUUCGCGUAAAGUUUUCGCAAAACAACAAGCCACAGGACGUCAUCAACCUCCUGGUCGAAGAGAGCAACAGGUUGUACACGAGUAACGUCGAGAACGGAGUGUACCGCUGCGACACCGACUACAUGACGCUCCGGACCGUCAUGCCGGCCGAGCGGGUCACGGACGACGUUAACAUCAUCGAUCCGGCCAUCUCUACGACGCUGCGUGACCACAACGAGCUCAUCAUGAAGAGUUCCGACACGAUCCCCGUGCCGCGGACCAACCACUACGUGCUAGCCCUGCAGAAGGAGAAGGCGCCGGCCACCGAGGUGUCGGUCCUUAACAUCGCCUCCAUCAUAGAACAGUGCAUGAGCAACGGGCGCGUGGACUCUCGCUUCGUCGAAGUGCACAAACAGUCGGACCAGGGCACGCAGGAGCUCAACAAAUUUUACAGCCAGGCCUGUUGCGUCUCGCCCCGUAACCUCGGUCUGUUUCUACAGUGCCUAAACUUUGAGAUGAUGGACUCGGACAUGUUUGGGGCCACCUUACAGUGCCUCAAGAUGACCAAAUGCAUACCCACUCCGCGCCAGGAAGAAAUUUCCACCUACUCAAACACGGCGCUAUUUCGGAUGGCCACCAACCUGUUUUAUCACACGCGUUUCUCUAGGAACUACCGCGGCGAAAACACCUACCUGUACGACUCGCGCUUCUUUAACGACUUUCUACUCUGGGUCCAGUCGCCCAACUAUCUGGAACACCACAUCUCGCCUAGCGUGUCGUCGUCCAUCAUCUCGUGGUGCACGUCCAUGUCUACUGCCAUGCACACUACGCGCGACGCCAACGGAGCGAAGUGCGCCAUGGCGGCCAUAUCCACGUGCGAGGUGGACCAACGCGUACUAGCCGACUUUUUGAACAUGUUCAUCAAGCUCUUUAUCGAGGACGAGACCGAGAUUAGCGUCAUCAACAAGAAAUUUCUCGAGAAGGAACUACUCAAGGCUUUUGCCUCCGUGUCUAAUUGCUACAACCUGUUUAGGGGGCAGUUUGUUUCGGCGACGGCCAUGCGCCUCUUCCUAGCCCGUUGUAGGUGGUCCGUGGCCGACGACGUGGAAGUCAUCGUUCCGGUCGAAACAAAGUUUCUCAAAAGACUGAUAUGCGACAGCGACGACCUGUUGUCCAACUCGAUGCGAGACAAGCUCCGUAAAACCAUGGAAGACGUCUCCACGAUGAUGGCGCCGCUACUCUCCAAUCCAUCCACGUCCACGCCUCGCAGCAAGGACGACGACAGCAACGUGCCCAUAUGCAUUUGAAAUAAAAAACCGCCAA